Messenger RNA from Meira miltonrushii, 708 nucleotides. RefSeq lists its product as uncharacterized. Lineage: Eukaryota; Fungi; Basidiomycota; Exobasidiomycetes; Exobasidiales; Brachybasidiaceae. The transcript has a single exon. The record is from RefSeq and is a predicted model, not a curated record. Bases 1 to 708 code for a protein of 235 amino acids.
AUGGUAGCCAUUGAACUUGCCGAAAGAGCAUCUUGGUAUUUGGGUCGCUUUGCCGCUCUUGCUUUUGGAGCAUUAGUGAUUGCAGGUUGUGCUUCUACAGGAAUCGAGAAUUGCAUCGCAAUCGGAGUGGCAGGAGUGAUUGCAGGAGCUGCGGGAGGAUACAAACCCGGUAGUAUGCGAGGCGAAAAUGAUCAAAUUUUACCCACUAAACGUGAUUUUAUUAAUCAUGUCAAGUUGAGUAAUGUUGAUCAAUCCACAUGGCCAAAAGUACAAACAUCUGCAGGCUAUCAUUACGCAUAUGCAGUCCAACUCAAUAAUCAGACUGAACCAUUCCAAUUGCCCACAAAGACGAACGAAGUCAAAGAAGCUUUGGCAUUCAAUGGUAAAACGGUUAAAUACACAAAGCUCGAACAUGGUUAUCAUGCAGAAACAUCUUUGGGUGAAUCUCCCAAUUCGCAUAUGAGUAAAAGAGACAGCUAUAACUCUAUCGGCUAUUAUUUCGGAGAAGAUGAUCCAAAUGACGGAAAUCCAAGUAGUGAUACAAUCAAGGCUUUAUCCAACGAUGCAGCAACCGAUUUUGUAAAUAAAGGCGCAAUUCAAGCUUGCGUUACAUUCAGCGGUCCUUCAACUGCACCAUACACUGCUGGGACCAUGACUCUUCAACAUGCAGGAGAUCCACCAGCCAGAAACAGUCAAUGUGGCACAUAA